Messenger RNA from Lacerta agilis (Sand lizard), 2064 nucleotides. It is a transcript of the gene TBL1XR1, whose product is annotated as TBL1X receptor 1. The record is from RefSeq and is a predicted model, not a curated record. The transcript has 16 exons. Gene Ontology annotation, molecular function: transcription corepressor activity; protein binding. Lineage: Eukaryota; Metazoa; Chordata; Lepidosauria; Squamata; Lacertidae. The coding region runs from base 297 to 1841 and encodes 514 amino acids. Gene Ontology annotation, cellular component: histone deacetylase complex. Gene Ontology annotation, biological process: regulation of transcription by RNA polymerase II.
CCCGUCUUUUUUUUUUUUUUUUUGUCCUACAUGCCUUACCUAAAUAUAUAUUUGUAUUAAAAAGCCAAGGAGGAAACUGCAUUUCCACAUCUCCUCUCUAUGUUUUUUUUUUCCUCUCCCUCUUCUGCCUCCAGUGCAAAAGGAGGGGGUGAGAACGAGCUUUAACGGAGAGCCAUCAAUUGCAAGUACCAUCUUCCUGUGACGGGAGGCUCCUAACAGGACACCUUCCACCCAUCAAUGCACUGCCAAUGGGUUAUAUCCUUCGUUGUGACCUCAUGGUUUAAGCGGGCAUAAAGAUGAGUAUAAGCAGUGAUGAGGUUAACUUCCUCGUAUAUAGAUACUUGCAAGAGUCCGGGUUCUCUCAUUCAGCAUUUACCUUUGGUAUCGAGAGCCAUAUCAGCCAGUCUAACAUCAACGGCGCCCUGGUACCCCCUGCUGCUUUGAUUUCCAUCAUCCAGAAAGGCUUGCAGUAUGUAGAGGCGGAAGUCAGUAUUAAUGAGGAUGGUACUUUGUUCGAUGGCAGGCCGAUAGAGUCUCUCUCGCUGAUAGACGCCGUGAUGCCCGAUGUGGUGCAGACCAGACAGCAGGCCUACAGGGACAAACUUGCCCAGCAACAGGCGGCGGCCGCUGCGGCGGCGGCGGCUCCGACAAACCAGCAGGGGUCUGCGAAGAACGGCGAGAACACUGCGAACGGCGAGGAAAACGGAGCCCACACUAUAGCAAAUAAUCACACAGAUAUGAUGGAAGUAGAUGGCGACGUCGAAAUCCCUUCUAACAAAGCAGUGGUGCUGCGUGGCCACGAAUCAGAAGUAUUCAUCUGUGCGUGGAACCCUGUUUGUGACCUCCUGGCCUCUGGAUCGGGAGAUUCAACGGCAAGAAUAUGGAACCUUAGUGAAAACAGUACCAGUGGAUCCACACAGCUGGUCCUUCGGCACUGUAUACGAGAAGGAGGCCAAGAUGUACCGAGCAACAAAGACGUGACUUCCCUAGAUUGGAAUAGCGAAGGUACGCUUCUAGCAACAGGGUCAUAUGACGGAUUUGCAAGGAUAUGGACUAAAGAUGGUAAUCUCGCCAGCACGUUAGGGCAACAUAAAGGUCCCAUAUUCGCAUUAAAAUGGAACAAAAAGGGCAACUUCAUAUUGAGCGCAGGCGUGGACAAGACCACAAUUAUUUGGGAUGCACAUACUGGAGAAGCCAAACAGCAGUUUCCUUUCCAUUCUGCACCAGCGUUAGAUGUUGACUGGCAGAGCAACAACACAUUCGCCUCCUGUAGCACAGAUAUGUGUAUUCACGUCUGUAAACUAGGCCAAGAUAAGCCCAUCAAAACCUUCCAGGGCCACACCAAUGAAGUUAACGCAAUCAAAUGGGAUCCCACUGGUAAUCUUCUGGCAUCUUGUUCCGAUGACAUGACUUUAAAGAUCUGGAGUAUGAAACAAGAUAGUUGUGUCCACGAUCUACAAGCCCACAACAAAGAAAUUUAUACUAUCAAAUGGAGUCCUACGGGGCCAGGAACAAACAACCCAAAUGCCAAUCUUAUGUUAGCAAGUGCGUCUUUCGAUUCUACAGUUCGGUUAUGGGAUGUAGACAGGGGGAUCUGCAUCCACACCUUGACGAAACACCAAGAACCUGUGUACAGUGUAGCUUUCAGUCCUGACGGCAGGUACCUGGCCAGUGGCUCUUUCGACAAAUGUGUACACAUCUGGAAUACGCAGACGGGUGCUCUAGUGCAUAGUUAUCGGGGAACAGGAGGCAUAUUUGAGGUUUGCUGGAAUGCAGGAGGAGACAAAGUUGGAGCGAGUGCUUCAGAUGGUUCAGUUUGUGUACUAGACCUACGGAAAUAGCGCUAUUAGUUGGAAGCCAUGGACCGACUAUGAAUGUGUACAUAGCCAAAAUGACUGUCCCCUUGACCCAUGUACUGCUAUAGUCCCAAUUGAACCAUGGCCAGUUCCACUACAGCCAAACCCGAGAAAGAAUUAUAUACAUAUACUGUGUAUUAAAAAAAAAAAAUAUGCGAAAGCAGACAAGAGACACGGCAAACGAUUAACACCCUGAAGAAGACGACAA